Messenger RNA from Cornus florida, 1346 nucleotides. RefSeq lists its product as uncharacterized. The record is from RefSeq and is a predicted model, not a curated record. NCBI's taxonomy places the organism in Eukaryota, Viridiplantae, Streptophyta, Magnoliopsida, Cornales, Cornaceae. Bases 1 to 852 code for a protein of 283 amino acids. The transcript is spliced from 2 exons.
AUGGAAAACGUGAAGACCGGAAUGGCAGGAGAGUUUGUAGCUGACAGUAAACGAGACAUCCAUGAAUUCCUUGACAAGAUAUUAGAAGUGGUCAGUGAUGCAAGGAAUUGCUGCCUCGAUGGAUCAACAGAUGCAAUUGACGAUGGAGAAUUCACCCGUAUGAUGUUCGUUGAUGGUUGUUUUCUUCUGUAUAUCAUUGACAAGUUUGUGCAAUUUAACUUCAAUUUGAAAGAACUUUCUGGGCAUCUAGGCUAUGGUAGAUGGGCUAUGUUAAUAGGGGACUUAAUUUUGUUAGAGAACCAACUUCCUUUCCUAGUUCUCCAAACCUUGAUGAGUGCAAGAUUCCCAAAAGACGAAGGGGAGGGAUUGAUUGAGACCUUCAUCGACACUUAUUUCGUAAAUGCCUGGAUAUUAGGACAACGUUCAAAUGGUGCCAAGUAUGAUGGAGAUCAGCAACCCCUUCAUUUACUAGAACUCACGCGCAGAAGAUUUCUCGGCAGCCACUCUCCCAUGACAGGCCAUGGACAAAUCAGCAGCACGAGAGGGGAAGAUGGUCCUCGUAAACAAGACGAACCCGGUUGUUGUUCCUUCAAACGUCCCAGCUUGUCCAGAUUAAAACGACAUAGAGCAACCAAGCAGGAAGACCUACUGAAGGACAUGUUUGGUAGUGAAUCAUUUCGUUCGGCCACAGAACUUAAAGCACGAGGGAUACAAUUCAGGGCUAGCAACACAUGCAUUUUGAACGACAUCACCUUCACUUCUCGAUUUCUUCAUGGACUGGUGACGCUUCCUCAUGUCGUGGUUACCCACCAAACAACAAAGAGGGUCUUUUCGAACAUGAUAGGCCGAUGAAUUGGCUCCCCUUAGAUUCGAUGUCCCGGAGGAAUGCAAUUAUAUAUAUUUCAUGAAUUCACUCAUAAAUGGAGCUGAUGAUGUGAUUGAGCUGCGAUCACACCACAUCAUUCAUAACUUACUUGGCACCGAUGAAGAAGUUGCAAAACUAUUCAACACCUUGGCUGCCUUCUGUGGAGCUGCUACUCAUUCAAACAAAAUUAGAGCUGUCAUUACUGGGAUUGAAGAGCACUACAACAGCAAGAGGAAGACUUGGACGAGUCAACUGUUGCACAACUAUUUUAGCAGUCCCUGGACUGCUUUGGCUGUCUUUGCUGCAACCUUUGUACUGGCUCUGACUUUCAUUCAAACAUUUUUUCCUCGUUAGAAGGUACAAGGACGACGUGUGAGCAAUUUGGACGCAUCGAUCCAACUCUGAUGUAUAACUGUUGUUUCUCAAAAUAUAUAAUAUGUGUGUGUAGGAUCCUUAAGUUUCAAGGAUACAUUGAAUAAAU